Molecule: messenger RNA, 2464 nt
Organism: Monodelphis domestica (gray short-tailed opossum)
Lineage: Eukaryota; Metazoa; Chordata; Mammalia; Didelphimorphia; Didelphidae
Gene: HOXD9
Product: homeobox D9
Biological process (GO): embryonic skeletal system morphogenesis; regulation of transcription by RNA polymerase II; anterior/posterior pattern specification
Cellular component (GO): nucleus
Molecular function (GO): DNA-binding transcription factor activity, RNA polymerase II-specific; RNA polymerase II cis-regulatory region sequence-specific DNA binding
Source: RefSeq, a predicted model, not a curated record
UGAGAAGGGGGGAAAAAAGGAAAGAAAAUCCCUUCAGCUAGGAAAUUGAUUUCCACAAAAAUACAAGCACAUGCUUUGAAAUGGGGUGGCGUCCUACCCUCCCUCAGUGGGUCUGGGCUGACUUUCUCUCAAAUCCCCCCCAGCCCUAGUGUUCCUUCCCCAUUUCUGCCCAAUGCCCUGCCCUCUCCUCCUCCACUCCAAGGCCGCUAGUCUGAGAUAAGGAGACAGAGGGUAGAUGGGAACUGGAACCCAUAGAGACCCUAGAGAGGGUGGGAGUGGGGGGCACCGAAUGAAGGGCAGAAAGCACAGAGGGAGCAAAGAAAUAGUCCCCACUGUCUCCUGCCGGGCUCCAAGGCACGACCACGCCUGGCCGGGCUCUGUUCACACCCGGUGGAAACCAGAGAGCCUGUGCUUGUCCCGCCGGCGCCCUCCCCGUGGCUCCAGUUGCCUUUUUUUUUUAAUUGUAGUGUUGAUGAUGAUGAUUUUUUUUUUUAAUCACAGCAGCCCCCAGUUUAGCGGAUUGAUUUACUCCCCGUAUUGGUAAAUAUGAUCACGUGGGCCCCGCGACCAAUGGUGGCGGGUUGCAGCCUGCAAAAUACUCGGAUUGCGCUCAGGGAGGGGAGCCGCUACAGUUAACAGUGUAACCUUUUAUAUGAGGGAGAGGGGAGCCUAAAAAAUGUCUUCCAGUGGCACCCUAAGUAACUACUAUGUGGACUCUCUCAUAGGCCAUGAGAGCGAUGAAGUGUACGCCGGGCGCUUCGGACAGGCGGGGCAUGGCACGGCCACCAGGCCGUCAGGUGUGGCCGAUGGGGCCGAAUUCUCCUCCUGUAGUUUUGCCCCUAAAUCCACCGUGUUCUCCGCCUCCUGGCCCACCGUACCCCCACAGCCCUCGGCUGCUAUGACUGGGAUCUAUCAUCCCUAUGUGCAUCAACCCCAUUUAGCAGCCUCCGAGCCCAGCCGGUACGUGCGCUCCUGGAUCGAGCCCUUUCCGAGUUUCCCCAGCAGCAGUACGGGGAGCAGCGGCACCGGGAGCAGCAGCGGCGGCGGCGGCGGCGGCGGCGGCGGCGGCGGCGGCGGCACGUCCUCCACGGGGCGGCACUACGGAAUUAAGCCUGAAACUGGAGUAGCUCCCGCCACCUCCUCUUCAUCCUCCUCUUCCUCCUCUUCUUCUUCCUCCUCCUCCUCCUCCUGUCCCUCCUCUUCCACCUCCUCUUCCUCCUCUACCAAAAGAACUGAGUGCUCCUCGUCCCGGGAGUCCCAGGGGAUCAGUGUCCCCGAGUACACGUGCAAUUCCUUCCUGCAGGAGCCCCGGGAGAAGUCGGCAGCGACAGCGGCAACGGCAGCAGCCGGGGUUGCUGGAGUGGCCAACGGCAAGGAUCCCUCGGCUUGCAGCGACCAUCCCAGUCCGAGCAGCCAGCUGAAGGAGGAGAAGCAGCAACAGCAGCAACAGCAGCAACAACAACAGCAGCAACUUGACCCAAAUAACCCUGCAGCAAACUGGAUCCACGCACGUUCCACCAGGAAAAAACGCUGUCCCUACACAAAAUACCAGACCCUGGAGCUGGAAAAGGAAUUCCUUUUUAACAUGUAUCUCACCCGAGACCGCCGCUACGAAGUGGCUAGGAUUUUGAACCUCACAGAGAGGCAGGUCAAAAUCUGGUUUCAAAACCGAAGGAUGAAAAUGAAAAAGAUGAAUAAGGAAAAGGGGAGUAAAGGAGACUAAUGUCCCUUGGAAAUGAAUUGGUUUUGCAAAUGCAUAUUACCCUUUCUUUUUUCAGAAACUCUCCAAUGACCAGGUCUAUUUAGGUAGAAGUGAAAUGUUGUCUCUGUAAGCUAUUUUUGGGGGGAACUUCAUUAUUUGUUCUCUAGUGUGUUAAAAAGAUGCUUUGACCCUCCGUUCCCCUCCCUCCUUCCGAACAGGUCUGGUUUCUCGGGGAAAUUGUCUAUUGUGAGUGCACGCUAGCUUUGGGGAACUCUCUAAUGUGUAAAUGUCUGACAUGUUUCUGAAGUGAUGUAGUGUAGAUUCCCCCUUCGCCAGAAUUAAGGCGAGGAUGUAUAAUAAUCACGAUAAUAAUAAAAUUAUAUUAAAGGCGCAGUUGCUUCCAUCGAUGGCAGUACACUGUUGUUUAGUUAUUCAAAGAAAUCAUUCCCCCUGCCUCAGCUUUGCCUUUGGAAUUUCUGCAUUUAUUUAGUUUGCAUUAGGUGCCAGCACCAGGCCAGGAGAGCCUGAAAUUUGUGUGUGUAUGUGUGUGUAUGUAUGUUUUCUUCUGCACUUUUAAGGGGUCACCUCAUACUUGAAAGGAUUUGUCAUGGGCCUGACAUAUGCUGGACUGGGCCUAAAGGAGCUUUGGUCACUUGUAUUUGCCUUCUUAUUUUUCUAACUGAAGACCCGUUGUAAAUGUUGUCAGUUAUUACUAAUAAAGCUUGAAUUGACCAAAAGAAAACCACCUACAAGCUAUGAAAA